AUGGAGAGAUCAAAGAAGAAAGCAGAAAAGAUAGAAUUGAUGCAAAAUCUUCCAGAUGAUAUGAUUGUGGAAGUUCUCUCGAGAUUACCAGCUAAGUCUUUGUAUAGGUUUCGUUGUGUUUGCAAGUCAUGGUCUGAUUUGAUAUGCCCUCACUUCAUUAGAUUGAACGAAAACCGUCACAAUCUUUUUCUUUUGUUUGAGCAACAUUAUUCCAUUUUAGAUUUACAUGAAGCAACUUCUGAUGUUGUUGCGGCCAAUGCUUCAAUGGUGAAGGUUGAGUCUUCAAUUUUCAAGGAUUAUUCACCAAUUUCAUCACUGCUUGCUGAUGCUCGGAUACUUACUUCUUGUGAUGGGUUGCUUUUAUCUGUGCUUAAUAAGAAAAUGCAGAAGCUAUUUCUUUUCAAUCCAUUUUCUGGAGAAUACAAGGUAAUUCCACCUUAUGGUGCUCGUUUCCGUCAUGGUCAAAGGGGUGGACAGGUUUUUAUCCUAAACCAUCCUUCACCGUUUUCUCCUUUAAAACUAAUUCGUGGACAAGAAUCAGAUUUGGUUGUUCUGAAUUGGAUUGUUGGCAUUGAUUGGACAGUCCCGGUCUCAUUGAAUGGAGCUUUACAUUGGAGUGCCUGGUACAAGAACGAGAUAUUAUGUUUCGAUUUGAAGGAUGAAUUUAAGCAAGUGCCAGGACCUCCUGAAGAAAUCUUUACUGGUAACUUCUUUUCUUUGGAUGCCUUGAAAGGGAAUUUGUGCCUGGGGUUCUGGUUUGAGCUUGGGUACAUUUCUGGUGAUGGAAAUGAAGCAAUAUGGAGUGAAGGAAUCCUGGACUCGAGUAUUUAG
Messenger RNA from Dovyalis caffra, 831 nucleotides. The record is from the annotation of a GenBank genome assembly. Lineage: Eukaryota; Viridiplantae; Streptophyta; Magnoliopsida; Malpighiales; Salicaceae.